Spirometra erinaceieuropaei is the source of this 468-nucleotide messenger RNA. The record is from the annotation of a GenBank genome assembly. NCBI's taxonomy places the organism in Eukaryota, Metazoa, Platyhelminthes, Cestoda, Diphyllobothriidea, Diphyllobothriidae.
AUGUCCGGGAAAGCAAUCGAUAAACGUUCGAGCACCGAUAACUGGAUCGAUGCCAUCCUCUCGAUCGCGGAGGUUAGCACCUGCACAAUCAUCCCCACCAUUCCCGUCUACUCCACCGGGACCGCUAUCGACCUCGCUGGCCCUACCAGCUACACAAUUUACGCCAUCGCUUCCCCGACCCUCUCCACCGUCUUCAGACCGACUGUUCUUCAAGCGGUUGAGGCCACCAUCGAGACCAUCAUCUCCGCCAGCCGCAUCAGCUCGCCCAUUCAGGGCGCCGUCGCCGCCACCUAUAUCACCGUCACCGCCUAUAUCACCAAUGGUGACAUUAGACGCACUGACGUCGUCACCACCACCGCCAUCAUCCUCACCCCCACCCCCACCCCCUUCUCCGCCACCACCGCUAUACGCUGCCGACUGCCUGCCUGUGGAGGAGGAAAAAGAUUCCUCCGCCGAAUACCCCCCUGA